Centropristis striata (black sea bass) is the source of this 4282-nucleotide messenger RNA. It is a transcript of the gene pde5aa, whose product is annotated as phosphodiesterase 5A, cGMP-specific, a. NCBI's taxonomy places the organism in Eukaryota, Metazoa, Chordata, Actinopteri, Perciformes, Serranidae. Gene Ontology annotation, molecular function: protein binding; 3',5'-cyclic-GMP phosphodiesterase activity. The transcript has 20 exons. Gene Ontology annotation, biological process: signal transduction. The record is from RefSeq and is a predicted model, not a curated record. The coding region runs from base 284 to 3130 and encodes 948 amino acids.
AUGAAGCAAACUCCAUGGUUGGACCCGAGCCAAUAUCUGUAAUGAAGAUUAAAUCGCUUUCCUUUAAUGAAUACACCUGUGGCGCCAGAUCGGCUAAGUAAAGGUCAGGGGAUUACCUUGACGCAAUCGUUUCCACGAGCUCUUCAUAGUCAUCUCUCUGCUCUGCUGCACGUCACUUCAGUCUGCCUCACUACCUCCACAUGGCAGCUAUUUCUCAUAGAAAGCUCACCAGACGCCAAAAAACCUGAGUCUGAACGAUCUUUUUGCGCUUUACUUGGAGGGGAUGCCCUGCCUCCACUCUGAAGCGCCGGAGUCCAUGGAGCCUGACAGUGCGACACCCAGGGCAACCACCGCCACGGGGACAGAGGAGUCGUUCCGCGGGGAGACAGUGGGUGAGCCGCCGAUGGUGCGGGGCAUGGGCUGGUUCUUCUCCCCGCAGUGGAGCCCUCGCUCCAAGACGCGCAACAAGAGGUUUGGCGACGGUAUGAAGAGCGACCAAGUGGAGGCCUGGCUGGAUGACCACUCCGACUUCACGAGGGCGUACUUUUUACGCAGAGCUUCCGCGGUCAGUGGUCCACAGACAGAGUCUCCACAGCAAAGGUUUCCCAGGAGCAGCUCUGACCACACCGACCUGCAAAGGAAGCCUCAUCAGCGCAGACCUUCCUCUCCACUACACAGCUCACAUUUGAACAUUUCAUGUUUGAUGGACAGGCUCAAACCCCUCGCCUCCAAUCUCAGCGCCCCCGAGUGGUCGGAUCGCUGCAGUCCAGAUGUAAUGGGCAGGCACUCCCCUUGCUCUCCACGCUCUCCUCGUUGUUCAAGCUUCUCUUUUUCUCCCUGCCGUCCUCUUUCUCCCAUCUGCCCCUGCUCCCCUAACUUAUCGCACUCUCCUCGUCGUCUGCGUCCGACUGCUGCAAGUACUGCAGCAUGUGGCCAUGGUGAGUGUUGCCCAUGGAUGAUGGAGCUCCUGAGAGGAGGUCUCAGCUGGAUGGUUUCUGUAGUGGAGCUCUGCCAUGGGGCUGUCCUGCACACUGGGGAGCUGCUGGGGGCUGAGUGUUGCUCCCUUUCUCUGGUAAAGAAAGACAGUGGUGGAAGAAAUACUCUGGAAGAGGUGAUCACCCCGAUAAUGUCGGGGUGCUUGAGUGAAGGCAACUUCUACAGCCACGCACACAUGGAGCUGGUGAAGGGUAUCAUGGGAUGUGUACUGGCUACAGGGUCACCAAUGAACAUGAGAGACGUAUCAGAGGACCCCAGAUUCUACAUAGAUGACGACCAAUCUUUAAAAAUCAGGACUGUUUUGAGUGUUCCCAUCAAGAACCAUGGGGGAGAGGUGAUCGGUGUUGUGUUAAUGAUCAACAAGAGAAAUGCCUGCGAUGGAUCAAUUUCUGGUUUCACCAACAUGGAUGAAAAGGUGCUUUCAAAUCAUAUGGAUGUGUUGGGGAUGGUGCUGGAUAAUGUCCAGCUGUAUGAAAGUUCAAGACAGGAGGCCAAACGCAGUCAGGCCUUGAUCGAGAUGGCACAGGUAUUGUCAAAGGAGCACCAUUCCUUUGAAGUUCUGCUGAGUAAGAUGGCUGCUACCAUCAUGCCCUUCACACACGCUCAGUACUGCACCAUCUUCAUCCCCAGCGAGCAAACCUCAGAUGAGGAAGAGGUUUCAUUCACCAGAGUGAUCCACCUGGAGUGUGAGGAGCUCGGAUCCACCUGCCAGAUCUACAGAAGGGAGCGUGACAUCAGCGAUAUCGACCCAUCACAUGCCCUUCGAACUCUGGUUGCUAUGAAAACACUUAAUAUGUCGGAGAGUUCUGAGGAAUCAAUAAGGAGUCUGAUCUGCUGCCCCGUCAGAAAUGAGAGGUCUGAAAAUGUUAUCGCGGUAUGCCAGCUGAUGAACAAAAGGAGCAGAGACUCAGAUGAGAUGGAAGCCUUUAACAGAUACGAUGAGCGCCUACUAGAGGACCUGGCAGUGUACUGCGGCCUGGCUCUGCAGUAUGCUCAGGCUGUGCAGAUCACUGAGGAGCGCAGGGCCAGCAUAGAAGUCACACAGGAGGUACUUGCCUACCACAUCACUGCAGCAGAGCCGGAAAUCCAAGCAUUGGAGGAGGCCACUAUUCCCUCUGGUGAAUCACUGAAUAUUCUGGACUUCUACUUCUCUGAUUCUGGUCUGCCAGAGGACCUAACCACUCAAGCCACCAUUCGUAUGUUCCUGGACCUCAACUUGGUGCAAGAAUUUAACAUUGACUACAAGAGUCUCUGCCAGUGGGUGCUGACGGUGAGACGUGGUUAUAGGAACAACGUGCCUUAUCACAACUGGAACCAUGCCCUGUGCACUGCUCAAAGCAUGUUCGCUAUGCUCAUGGCCACAAAGCAGCUCCAGACAAUAUUUUCCCCUUUGGAGAUCUUAGCACUGAUGAUAGCCACUCUAAAUCAUGAUCUUGACCACAGAGGAGUCAGUAACUCGUACAUAGAAAGGAGUCAGGAGCCUUUAGCUCAGCUUUACGGACACUCGUCUCUUGAAAACCACCACUACAACCUGUGCCUCUUCAUCCUGAACAACACCGGGAGUCAGAUUCUCAGCGGUCUUUCUGCAGAGGACCACAGAUCUGUACUGCAAAUGAUCAAAAGGGCAAUCCUCUCAACUGACCUGACCGUCUACAUGGAGAGAAGAAAAGAGUUCUUUUCUCUUGCCAAGAAGGGCAGAGUGAGCUGGAAGAGUGAGAGAAAAAGAGAUUUACUGAGAUCGAUGCUGAUGACAGCUAGUGACCUCUCUGCUAUCACAAAGCCUUGGCCUGAACAAAAAAGGAUUGCCAGACUGGUUGCCAUGGAGUUUUUUGCACAAGGGGACAAAGAGAAAAAGGAGUUCAAGAUCAAACCCAUUGACAUAAUGAACAGAGAAAAAAGCACUCGAAUGCCGUUAAUGCAAGUUGAAUACAUCGAUGACAUCUGCUACCCACUGUACAAGGCUGUAUCAAGACUGUUUGACACCUGCAUCCCACUGAUGAACGGUUGUAAGAAGAACCGAGAAAACUGGACACAGCUCGCUAAGAAAGCAGAGGAAGAAGAUGGUGAAAAUGCAAGAUGUGAAACUCCUGAGACAUCUCAAAACACUGAGGAAGAGAAGCAGACAGAGGAAUAGAGAUCUGGAAUAAGGAUAAAGUGACAAAAGGAACUUUACCCAUUUGCAGCUGUUUUUUCUCUAUUUUUUCUGUGAUGCAUCUUGACUUCAAAUCUGCAUAAUGCCCACAUACAUCAGUACUUUGCCUACUAAGUGUGUUAAUGGGAUAUACAAUAACCUUCACAAACACAAGCAAUGCUGCAGCUGUGUCCCAAACAACAACAAGACCAUCCUCCAGCAAGACCAGUGUCAAACCUGCCAGCACUCUCAAGUCACUCAUAAGUAACAAUGAUCUAUUUCAUUAAUUUAAUAGGACGGAAGGACAUCAAAACAAUGAUGGAACACAUAUGGAAUUGUAUAGUUAAAAAAAGUGUAUAUAGAAUAUGUUUUAUAUUUUAGGUUCUUCAAACAAGCCAACUUUUGCUUUGAUGGUCUCAAAUAAGAAGGCAAGAAAUUCCACAAAUUAACUCUUGACAAGGUGCCCCUGUUAACUGAAAACCAAUCCAAGUGAGCAGCUCAUGAAUCUGACUGAGAGGAUAACAGAAGUGUGCAAAGCUGUCAUCAAAGCAAAAAUAAUCUAAAAUAUAAAAAAUCUUCACUUUUUUACUACAUAAUUCCAUGUGUUUUUAAUGCAGUUUAUUAAUACAUAAUAUAAUAUAAUAUAAUACAAAAACGAAUAAAAACCAUUGAUUGUUUAUCUGCAGAUCAUUGUCAUGUUUUACAUUAUUGCUAAGAUGUUAACCUUAUUUGUAGAGCUGUUUGGCCUAGACACCAAAACUAUCUGAUUGUUCCAUAUGAUCUCACAUGUACAAUAUAGCACAUGAUCGUGAGAGGUGUUUAUGUUACCAUGUAGGACCAGUGGUUAUAAAGCCUAUUAAUAUACCUACCUUCUGUGAUUUCUGGAUUUUUAGCAUCCUUCUUGUGAUAUUUAAUGGGCUGAUAUUAAUUUGUACAUUUUUAUCAAACCAUUUGAAUUUUAAAAUUAGAAUCAAUAAAUGUGUUUUUUUUAAUCAGAAAAUUCAAGAAUAUUAUUGUAAAUUCAUGCUUUCACUGAUUUUGUUGCAAACAUCACCAGAGCCAUUUAUGUGUGGCUGACAUUAUGACAUUAUUAUUACAUUAUGUGUAAGAAAAUGCUGCUCAUUUUAAUUGAGUGUAAACUCAUUGACUAAAAUU